Messenger RNA from Paracoccidioides brasiliensis Pb18, 1146 nucleotides. RefSeq lists its product as uncharacterized. Bases 1 to 1146 code for a protein of 381 amino acids. The transcript has 4 exons. The record is from RefSeq and is a predicted model, not a curated record. Gene Ontology annotation, molecular function: ATP binding; ATP hydrolysis activity.
AUGCCCAUGAGAUCUCUCAUCGACUGCGGCCGCAAUUUUUGCGACCUGAAGGGGCAGCAUAUUCGCCACUGCCGCGGUCGUGCCUUCGUCCAAGUCCGGGGAGAAAUUGUCCAGAUCUCCAUUGACAGCCGUAUCAUGGUGGAUCCGGCCUUCUUUCGCCAGAUGAAUCCAAACUACACCAGACCGCGGAUCAACCAGCGGAGUGAAUUAUACAUGGGCAGUGACAGCUCCGCCAGUCUUCAUGUGUUUUUUGAUAAUCAGGGUCAACGCAUGGGAGGACAGGUGAAAAGCAAUGGUGUGAAUCCAUCCGGAAUGAAGGACGUUGACUUUCUUACUUGCUGUCCAACGGUUUUAGGAUACUGUUUCAGCGAGAACAUGUGGAUGGAGUUUGCGGUCGCCGAUCUCGAUCAAGCUCAAUGGUCAUCCGCAACCUUCGAAAACCUCCGGAUUCCCAGUCAGCAAAUGGACACAUUCUUAGCUCUGGCAAAGACUCGAUUAGGCCUGGUACCUAGCAUCCCCUUUGACGAUUUCGUUACGGGCAAAGGGCGUGGCCUCAACGUGCUCCUGUAUGGCCGCCCAGGUCUCGGAAAGACUUACACCGCCGAGGCAAUGGAGGAGCACCUGCAACGACCCCUUUAUAGAGUCGCUGCGGGAGAACUGAUACACGACAAAUGUCUGGAGGAGCAUGUCUCCAACAUAUUCAAGAUCGCCAGCCAUUUCAAUGCUAUACUCCACAUAGACGAGGACGACGUCUUUUUGCAUGGACGCUCGAUCGGCGGAGUCCACGAUCAUUCCGUGACGGUCUUCCUCCGCAAGCUUGAAUAUUAUGAGGGGAUUUUGUGUCUUACUACAAAUCGUGUUGAUGAGUUUGACGAUGCUAUCCUCAGCAGGAUUCAUUAUAAGCUGAAGUACGAGGAUCCGACCCGAGAAUUCCGGCAACAGAUCUGGGGGAGUUUCCUUUCAAAGGCGGACACACAUAAGGGAAGCGCACAAGUGUCCAGUGAUAAGCUGCAUAAACUGGAGGGGAUGGUGGGUGAUUUGGAUGGUUGGCAGGCCCACUCUGGUUUAAAACAUUACGAGUGUAAUACCGAACCACCACGGUCCGGACCAGAAGGACGCCAAGGAGUGACUUUGGUUAACCAGUGA